AAUAUUUACCUGUUUCACGGUAAUAGAAUUUGAAAAUAUAGAAAAAUGUGUUCACCAAAACUAAUUGUGUUUGUUUUGACUUUGUACUCCGCCUGCGUAACAUCUAUUAAAAUAGAAAUCGAUUCUGAAGAUGUGUAUAAAUUUGUACAGAAUUUUAUGAAUUUCGACGUAUUUAGAAAAUUUGCAAUAGACAAUUACAGAGGUUUAUUAAAAAGCGAAUUCAAGAAUCCUUAUCACCCGGAGGACAACGUGCCCAACAUUGAGAAGGUGACAGUAUCUUAUGAAAAGGAAAAUGAACUUCUAGACAUGAAAUUGGAGAGUGAAAACAGAAUAUUUUUAUCGGAACUAUAUAAAAAAGAUUCCGCUAACAACAGUCAUUUCUCAAAUCCUUACAAAAAUCGAAAAAUUAUUAGCGCUAUUGGGAGCACAACGUUACAAUGGGCUAACAGUGCGACGUUGUUACCUCUUUUUAAAGGAACCUAA
Molecule: messenger RNA, 483 nt
Organism: Papilio xuthus (Asian swallowtail)
Lineage: Eukaryota; Metazoa; Arthropoda; Insecta; Lepidoptera; Papilionidae
Exons: 2
Coding region: 46-483 (145 amino acids)
Source: RefSeq, a predicted model, not a curated record